This is a messenger RNA of Lactuca saligna, 840 nucleotides long. The record is from the annotation of a GenBank genome assembly. Lineage: Eukaryota; Viridiplantae; Streptophyta; Magnoliopsida; Asterales; Asteraceae.
AUGGCACGAAAGCUGCGGUUCUUCAAAGAUCAAAUGUCAAAGGCGGGUACCACAUGGUCAUUAAAUAUCUUUUUCAAUCAAUAUCAGUCUUCAUCUUCUUUAUAUUCUGCCAUAUCAAGUGAUGGAAAAUUUAGUCCUAUGUCAUUGUCUGGAGGUGAAUAUCGAGGUCUGGUGAAUUCAGUCGCAUGUCAUUGUCAGGAGGUAGAUUCAGUCCCAUGUCAUUGUCAGGAGGUAAAGAAAGGUGGAAUGCCACCUGGACCUCGUGCUGGUUUCUCUAUGUUGGCACAUCUUGAUCAACCCUCCAUAACCUUCACAACUUCCAACUUUAAUCCACUACUUAGCGGUGAAGGUGGUGGUGGUCCUAUUCCUUUUGAUCUUUCAUUGCCUAUUGCUAAACAGGUUUCACAAUAUAUAGAAGGGUGUUGGAUUCAAAAGUUUAAAGAAAGCACAUACACAUUUCCUGAUCCUAGUAAGAAUGAUGAUGGUAGUAUAGGAUAUUCGGUUCUUCCCAACAACACUUGUCAGCAUGCUGCUCCAACCUUUGUCAAUUUAAUGAAUGAUGUAAUUCUUAGGCUUGCUACACAUAAUGGGAAUAUGACCAUACAAACACGUAAUCAUCCAAUGCCAAUGACAGAAAGUCAACACCUGCAACAUCAAGACCUGGAUGCAUUCUCUUUAACUAUUGUUGUGUAUUUAAAUAGUGAUUUCAUUCGUGCUUCAUUUGUUGUUCCUAUUGUGAAGGAGCAUGAAGUAAAAGUGAAACAUCAACAACUGAUUAGUGGGGUGACAAUGGAUCAUAGGCCUCCAUUCCUCACACUUGGGAUACCAGCUGCCUUUUAA